AUUUCUCUAUUAGGUUUAAAUAAAAAUCAUGGCUAAAUUAGAUGACCUUUUCGAUAAGAAAAAAGAGGUUGCACCUAUAUUAGACCUGUCCAAAGCCACAGUAAACAGCAAAGAAGAAUUGCGAAAAUUAUUAGACAAAGUUCCUGAGUUCAAAAUAAGACCAGAAAAAGUACGAGCUGAGGAAUUGAAAAUUCGUGAUAAAGAUUUUUCAUUUAAAAUGACGAAAAAAGAAGCACGAGCUCUGCGUCAACCGUAUACAAUGGUAGAUCCGGUUCCAGCUGAAAUGAGAGUUUUGAAAUUAGAGGACUUAAUUUCAGUUCCUAUUGAAUGGAAAAUGUUGACAAACAUACGACCAAAAUCUAAACUUGAAGAAGAAUAUUUUUCUCGUUUGAUUGAGCUUGGAAAAUCAGAAAUCAAAACAAUAAAUAGAGAGAAACGCGAAGCUAUGAUGACAACAACAAUUCGUAAAACUAAAAAUAAAGCUGGUAUCAUAGAAACACGAGCAAUUUCAUGUAAUGAAUGCGGGGAUGAAUUUUGUACUGGUAAAACAUGUGGUAACUUUGUGUACGAUUGUUACCUACGUGUAAGUGUACCAACGGCAACCGCUGCUGGAGGAGCAUCUACAUCGGGAGCAGCUGCAGCUUCAACAUCAAAAUCCACCGGUGGUGUAAAAUCGCGGAAAACGAUUAGAAGUCGAAAGAAAAAGAAAUCGAAGGGCAAGAGCUCAAGAUCAAAAAGUCCAAAGAAAACAAAAACAAAAUCUUCACGUUCAAAAAGUGAAGGUCGUAAACCAACUACCACUCAGCACCGAAAAUCUCGCCACGUUAGUGGCUCAAAAAGUGAAUAAUAACUUGAUUAUUAAAACUUGUUUAUAAACACUUUAAAUACAAUUAACCUUUAGAUUUUAGUAACAUUUUAGAAACGAGAGUUAGUUUAUAGUUUCAUAGU
Molecule: messenger RNA, 948 nt
Organism: Chrysoperla carnea
Lineage: Eukaryota; Metazoa; Arthropoda; Insecta; Neuroptera; Chrysopidae
Exons: 3
Coding region: 29-847 (272 amino acids)
Source: RefSeq, a predicted model, not a curated record